AUGGCAUCCUCAACUGAUGUCCAGGAUGUUGAUCUGACUGAUGAUCAGGUCCAACAGCUUCUGCUUGAAGCAGAGGCCCGAUUGCGAGGUCCUGCUGUGAGCGCCUCCGUCGAUGUUGCAGCUCUCAGGAUUCCCAAAUUAUCAGCCGGAUCUUCCUUUGAGCCGUAUGUUCAACAGGGAGAUGAUGUUGCUACCGUUGAAAAGGCAAAGAUCGCCGAUCCAAAGCAGAUGGCGUUGUCCAACACGCUCCACACAGUUGGAACCAAGAAGGCGAAUAAAGACAAGCCGACUGCUGGACCUGAAUGGUUUAACCUCCCGAAGACAGAAAUGACACCAGAGUUGAAGAGGGAUCUGCAGCUCAUCCGGAUGCGCUCUGUGCUUGAUGCUAAGCGACACUACAAGAAGGACAAUGGCAGAGCGACAGCGCCGGAGUUUUCUCAAGUUGGAACCAUCAUCCAGGGCCCAACUGAAUUCUUCAGUAGUCGCAUUGCUAAGAAGGACCGCAAGAAGAACUUUGUUGAGGAGACUCUCGCUGACGAGCGCGGCAACAGACGCUUCAAGUCCAAGUACAGCGACAUCCAAACCGCCAAAACAAGCGGCAAAAAGGCUUUCUACAAGGACUUGCAGGCAAAGAGAAGUCGGAAAAACAAGUGA
Molecule: messenger RNA, 654 nt
Organism: Penicillium antarcticum
Lineage: Eukaryota; Fungi; Ascomycota; Eurotiomycetes; Eurotiales; Aspergillaceae
Product: Fcf2 domain-containing protein
Exons: 2
Coding region: 1-654 (217 amino acids)
Biological process (GO): RNA processing
Cellular component (GO): nucleolus
Molecular function (GO): RNA binding
Source: RefSeq, a predicted model, not a curated record